This is a messenger RNA of Capronia epimyces CBS 606.96, 1740 nucleotides long. RefSeq lists its product as uncharacterized. Gene Ontology annotation, biological process: regulation of transcription by RNA polymerase II. Gene Ontology annotation, cellular component: nucleus. Lineage: Eukaryota; Fungi; Ascomycota; Eurotiomycetes; Chaetothyriales; Herpotrichiellaceae. The transcript has a single exon. The coding region runs from base 1 to 1740 and encodes 579 amino acids. The record is from RefSeq and is a predicted model, not a curated record.
AUGGGCCGAUCAUCUUCUCAGGGCCUGACUGCCAGCGACUUCCAUCACCAGCCUUAUGUCAAUCCUGUCGACAUCUUUCCUGGCCGGUUGAGGCUGGUCAACCGGACUCAUGGAUACAAGUCUCCGAUAAGUACCCAGACGGCCUCUCGAAGUCCAUCCCGCUUCCCCAACGACCCUCAACCUCACAAAUUCGUUUGUUGCGGGGAGGAAGGAGGUCCUUCUCACCGCCCGGCCGCUGCCCUGAAUUGUUGCAUCAAGUAUGAUGGGGCCGCCACCGAUAGCCUGGAUUUCCCGCAAUCGUACAACGCCGUCCCGAAUUGCUGCGAUGAACUUGCCCCCCUCCACACUUCCCCGAGCCUAAUGGACUGUGAGGACUGCGUCGAUGACUGUGACGACUGUGUAGAGGAGCAUCUGAAGUUCAAUCCGCGACCUACGAAUCAUGUCGACCAUUGUGACGAGUGCAAGGACGAGCAGUGCGACGAAGGCCAGCCGUGCAAAGACACUUGCGAUGAAUGUGAUUUUUCUUGCUUUGAUUGCAUUGAUUGGAGCGAGUUCGAGCGCGACAAGUCUCUAGGGUUGUCCUUUUCGGUCCCUUUGCUCGGCGACAGUGGAUUCAAUGGGGUCGAGAAUGGGUUCAUCGAGGCCGACCCGCAACUCGACGAGAGCGAUCUGCUGAACUUCCGGGCCUCGGAGUUGUCCAACACGUCGUCGGACGUGAUGGCACCUCCUCUUGAUGUGCCAAUGCAUCACCAGUGUUUCCCCAGUGCCAUUCCCUACUGGAACGACUUUGUGCAGGCUCAAAUUUGCACAGGAAUCCCACAGCUGGCGCCGCAAACCCGGCAGUAUCCCCUUCCUCCAUUUGGACUCGAGUAUGGGUGUCAUCCGGCCACCGCGCACCAGCAAGAUCCGUUCUCAACAUUCCCAGCGACCACAGCAAGCUCGCUGAAUUUCACACCUACGCCUACACCGAUUCAAGCAUCCCCAGCUCCAUCCCGGCCCGAGAGCAGUGCUUUGGCCGACACGAAAGAUCUAUUAUCGGCCGUCUUAGCUCCCAGCACUUCUCUGGCAUGCCGAUGGCUGAUGCCAUGUGGCACGGUAUGCGGCGCAUCCUUCGCAACUGGGACGGAUCUCAAGAAACAUCUGAAAGCAGUCCACUUGAUGAAAGGCGUGACCAAAUGUAGCUGGCAAGGCUGCGACUCGGCUGAUUUCACCUCGGAAGCAGCUUUGACGGGCCACAUCUCUAAGAAACACCUUGCACCGCUAUUGGCCUCUGCUGCAGCGGCGGCGGCGUCGUUGUCAUCUUCGUCGAACACCAACAGCCAUGCCGGUGACCCGCACCAUGACCAGGGUGGGCCGUUCAAGUGUACCUACCCGGGAUGUACCAAGUCGUUCAUGUACAAGCAAGUGCGCGACGAGCAUGUCGCCAGCUGCCACAACGGCAACAAAAUGCACUGCCACAUCUGCGGCCAGUACUUGAACGGCGAAGGGUCGAAUUUCAAAAGACACAUGGCCACCCACCGGCCCAAACAUCAGCAUAUGAUAUGCAAGUUCCACGGACUCGGCUGUAAGAAGAGGUUUCCUCGGCUCGACAAUCUCAGGAGGCACGAAGCCUGUUGCAAGUUUGGCAAGAAGGCCGGCCUGGUCCACGUCCAUGGGAAUGCCACCGCCGUUGGCGAGCGCAAGCAUGGCCAUCACCAUCACCAUCAUCUCCAGAACUCCAACGACACCGCCAUGGCAUGA